AUGGAGAACAAAAACGACGACGAAUUCGAAUUUAUCGAGUCAUAUCCCAUUGAUGAUUAUCAUCGUAAGCCUCUACUCAACAUUUCAUUACAUACAAUUACAGAAAGCCUAGGGUUUGAGAGCUUCAACGAGAAAUCAAAAUGCAGUUUCGAUGAAUUAGAUGAACGAAGAUCAAGAUCAAGAUCAAAUACAAAAUGUACUAGUUCACCUUCACCAACAGUUAUAAAUUUCCCGCCACUUUUAUCAAGUUUGAACGAGAAGGGACGGCCAAGAUUUGAUCUAGAAAUAGUGCGGGAAAAUGGACGGUUGCAGAUUGCAAGUGUGAAAAAUAAUCGCCCGGAGGUUAUUGUUGAACGUAUACGUCCAAGUGAAGAAAGUGAUGUCCGAGUUCGAAUAAAGUUUAUCGAUGGAAAAAAAGAUCCGUCUUCUUCUUCUUCUUCUUCGUCUUCUGGUAAAGAGGAAAUUAUAAUGAUCAUAGAAGAAGAUGAAUCUUGA
This is a messenger RNA of Solanum pennellii, 495 nucleotides long. RefSeq lists its product as uncharacterized. Bases 1 to 495 code for a protein of 164 amino acids. The transcript has a single exon. NCBI's taxonomy places the organism in Eukaryota, Viridiplantae, Streptophyta, Magnoliopsida, Solanales, Solanaceae. The record is from RefSeq and is a predicted model, not a curated record.